GAAGGGGAAAAAAAAAUUAGAAAGUGAAAAAUCGAAAAUUGGAGGUAGCGGGUAAAAUCUGAGAUCGGCGUGAGACAAACGAAAACCCCCUUCCCAGAUAGGAAAAGGCCACGAACAAAACCCUAAAUCUUCCUGUUCUCUGCUCGUUUGAUUCUCCCCCGUUCUCGUUCCCCCCCCCCCCCCCCCCCAUAAUCCUGUGCCUUGGGAACUACCCGGUUAGUUUCGGGAUUUGCAUUCAGAGAGGCACGGUUAUUGUUCUGGUUAUGGGGAAGAAGAAGAAGAGAGUUUCGUCUAAGGUAUGGUGCUACUAUUGCGAUAGAGAAUUCGAUGACGAGAAGAUAUUGGUUCAGCAUCAGAAGGCUAAACACUUCAAAUGCCAUGUCUGUCACAAGAAGCUUUCUACUGCCGGCGGUAUGGUCAUCCACGUUCUUCAGGUCCACAAAGAGUCAGUCACCAAAGUUCCUAAUGCAAAACCAGGCAGAGAAGCAACAGAUAUUGAAAUCUAUGGAAUGCAAGGGAUUCCUCCUGAUGUCUUGGCAGCACACUAUGGAGAGGAGGAAGAAGAGUCCUUGUCGAAGGUGGCCAAAGUGGAGAUGCCAUCAAAUCAGAUGGUUGGAGGUGUGGUGCCCGGAUCGCUGGGUAUAAUGUACCCUCCUCAACCUGGUUUAGCUGCAAUGCAACCUAUUUAUCCUUCAACUGGACAAGCGCAGCCUACUGCCUGGCCUGUUCCACCUCGUCCCCAACCUUGGUUCCCCCCAAAUUCAGCCGUUUCAAUUCCUCCUCCUGCCCCAUUGGGCUAUGCUCAGCAGCCCCUAUUUCCUGUGCAGACUGCAAGGCCUCCACUUCCAGUAUCAUCAACUCCUAUGCUCCAGCCUUUACAGAUAACGCCUCCUGGAUUGACUUCAACUGCACCUACAGUUUCUGUAUCUCAACCGUUGUUCCCUGUUGUUAGUAAUAGUCAUGGACCUACCCAAAGCUCUCCUUUUUCUUCAUCUACACUUUCAACAAGCAUUCCUUUGACCUCGGCAGCAGAUAUCAAGGGCUCAGUGACGCAUCUGGGUACCAACUUUUCUACAAUUGGAAAUCAAGUUGCAAACAUUCCAGGUGGAAUACUAAGCAAUUCACACUCCUAUGCUUCGGGACCAAAUACAGGUGGUCCUUCUAUCGGUCCACCUCCUGUAAUUGCAAAUAAAGCUCCUACUCAACCAUCAACAAAUGAAGUAUAUUUGGUUUGGGAUGAUGAGGCAAUGUCUAUGGAGGAGAGAAGAAUGUCCUUAACUAAGUAUCAGGUGCAUGAUGAAACUAGCCAGUUUGCACGCCAUACCACCAAAUCUUGUGGGCAUCAAAAGGCUCAAGUAGGUAUUUAUGUUAUCCCACUUACGUGUGUAUAUAAAACCUUUCCAAAUCUUGCUGUAAGAAGUUUCUACCUAUUGUAACAAUAUGAUUAAGAACGUAGUAUAUUCAAUUCUUCCUUUUGGCUUUUCAAUCUAUUAUAUGUGAUUCACUCUCCCUAUGCUUGAUGCCAAAGUGUGGGGAAUUGGGUGGAACAAGAUUAUACCCUACAGAUUUUUGCUCAUUCGUAGCAUCAUUACAAUUUAUUUUAUGAUCGAUCAGUGAAUACGACUUUGACCAGGUCAGCCUCUUUUGCAAAGUUUGGCACCUCUUGCAUAGGACUCAACCAUAUGAUUUGGCGGUGGCAUCAUUUCUAUAAUUUCUGUCUAAUCAUUUUUGUGUUGUAUUCUUGUUUCAGAUGAGUUCAAUUGAUGCAGCCAUAGACAAACGAAUCUUGGAAAGCAGGCUUGCUGGCCGAAUGCCAUUUUAGUUCAAGCCAUGAAGACAGUUUCAUGAAGCUCCUCCACAUAGGUCGUUCGUUGGCUGCUGUAGGUUUCAGAAGAAGCUAUGACAUUUGUAAGUCACCAGGGAAUGUUGGGAACAUAUUUUCUUCACAGAUUAACUCAAAACAUCUCAUUGAAUUCAUUGCCAUAAAUUGGAUAGGACAGGACAGAGUUCUCUUUUUCAUGUUUAUGUUGUCUAGGCGAUUUAAAUGAGAGCAGGGUGCCUUCUUUUCUAUCUUCUUUUAUUUUCUUUUCCCUCUUUGUAUCAAUUUUAUACCUCCGUUUUCACAAGAAAACCCUACUACUAGUGUUAAUGUUAAGAGGAAGGUUUGCUGCAA
Messenger RNA from Cucumis melo (muskmelon), 2173 nucleotides. Its product is annotated as protein SUPPRESSOR OF FRI 4. Gene Ontology annotation, molecular function: DNA binding. Gene Ontology annotation, cellular component: nucleus. NCBI's taxonomy places the organism in Eukaryota, Viridiplantae, Streptophyta, Magnoliopsida, Cucurbitales, Cucurbitaceae. The coding region runs from base 264 to 1436 and encodes 390 amino acids. The record is from RefSeq and is a predicted model, not a curated record. The transcript is spliced from 7 exons.